Prunus dulcis (almond) is the source of this 1134-nucleotide messenger RNA. RefSeq lists its product as uncharacterized. The annotation marks the transcript as partial. The record is from RefSeq and is a predicted model, not a curated record. The transcript has a single exon. Lineage: Eukaryota; Viridiplantae; Streptophyta; Magnoliopsida; Rosales; Rosaceae.
AUGCGUUUAGGAGGAGAAUCUGAACCCACUCGUCAACAUUAUUGGAGUCAAAUGGGUGAAAAAAAUCGGUAUAAUGCAGUCGGUGUAAAAGAUGAAGAAGCAUAUUUGGACAGCGGGUUUUCACGAAGCGAUUGGAAUCCGAAAAUUACAGUUGGGCAAAUUUUCUCUAGUAAGAAAACAUUGUUGACGGAGUUACGGUUGACGGCAUUAAGAGGCCACUUUGAAUUUAAGGUGCAAUUCUCUUGCACUAAGAGGUUGCUUGUGGUUUGUUGUCAACGUCCAUGCCCAUGGCGGGUCCGAGCAUCGAGAAUUGGAGAAUACAGCUUCAUGAUUGUGAGGUGUACAACUGUCCAUGAAUGUGAUUUGAGGUUUGUAAGUGACAAGCAUCGUCAAGCAACCUCAGCACUUGUAGCCAGUUCACUUAAAAGGAAGUUGAAGGAUUGUCGGACAAUAUACACACCAAGUGACAUUAUGAGAGAUGUGAAACACAACUUUGGUUGCACCAUCCAUUAUUCGAAAGCUUGGAAAGCAAGGGAGUUAGCUCUAUUGUCCAUUAGAGGAUCAGCGGAGGAGGCAUAUUAUAUCCUUCCAGCUUAUUGCUAUGAAUUGGAGCGUAUGAAUCCCGGCACAAAAACAGACAUCCGAACUGAUGAGAACAAUCACUUUGUGUAUUUAUUUAUGGCGGUUGGCGCAUGUAUUAGAGGGUUCCGUUCUUCCAUGCGGCCAGUGAUAGCCGCGGAUGCCACUCAUUUAAAAUCCAAGUACAAGGGUGUUAUGUUUGUAGCAAAUGCAUUCGAUGGUAAUCGAAAUAUAUAUCCUCUUGCUUUUGGGAUCGGGAAUUUGGAGACGGAUGCAUCAUGGCAUUGGUUUUUCACUAAACUUCAUGAAGCCAUUGGUGAGUGUCCCAAUCUUGUUAUUAUUUCUGAUCGCAAUGUUAGCAUAGAGAAUGUGUGGAACAAAAUUUUUCCAACUGCACAACAUGGCAUAUGCUUUUAUCAUAUGAAGGGGAACAUGAAACGCACUUUCAAGUUGAAAAAGCGUGAUCACAUACUUAUGCACUUUGAGAAGGCUGCGAAAUCUUAUUCCAUUGCUGAAUUUGAUUGUCAUUUUUGCAAGAUCAAGCGAAAGGAACAU